GUCUGCAAGUUCUUUGUUCCCAUCAAGUAAAGAGGGUAAGAAUUGUACCGUCAAGAAGAUUCAAAUUAAUCUUUCAAUUGUGACCAUUUGCUAUACCUGCCAACCAUCCUGGAAUCUACUCACCUUUAGUCAUUGUCGACCUCAAUUCUUUCGAGACUUAGCUAGAAAUAUGUCCGCAUGUCCAGCCUGCGACCGUCCCCUCGUCCUACCUCCCGCACUUGCAUACAUUGCUCUCAAGUUCCCUCAAAUUAGAGCCUCCAUCGAUUGUGAUCGCACAUUACCGCGUUGCAAAGACUGUGACCAAGCAGCAGCAGAGAAACGCGCCGCUGAUGCAAUCCAUCCACCACCAUAUUAUACCAAUCCUGUCGCGCAAAUUAAGAAACAAAUCGACUUGGUGCAAGAAUUGAUCGAGGCAGGGGUGCGGCGAGAAGAAUUGGAGAUGGAACUUCCUGCUCUGAUGAAAGAAGGCGUGUUAAGAUUGCAGAAUAGGGAUGCAAAUAUACGAAGUGCCUGGCAUGAAUAUUGGGAGAUUUGGGGAUGGCAACAAGGACAACCUCGACCUGGAAUGUAGUAUGCGCUUGGAGGCUAUCAGAAUGGACAUGUGCAAUAUGUGCAAUAUGAGCCAUGCGAGACACGAGGUUUUACAUUCAUUAUUGAAUGGAGAUUUUAUAUAUAGAUCUUGGAAGAACUUCACAUUUGGUUGGAUGCUCGACAUGUUUUCAAGCAGCUCGAGAGCAGGUAGUUAGGUUAGACGGUGGCUUGGACCUCAGGUACCAAUUUUUGUAAGGCUUGUAAGGGUAUGUUGCUGUCGAAAACUACUCCAUAGCGCAUGCGUCCACAUUAUCGAACGUCUGUGGGGACGGAUAAGAAGCAGUUGUAGAGGAAUGAUAAAAUAUGACCGAGCUAUCCA
This is a messenger RNA of Botrytis cinerea B05.10, 910 nucleotides long. RefSeq lists its product as hypothetical. The record is from RefSeq and is a predicted model, not a curated record. NCBI's taxonomy places the organism in Eukaryota, Fungi, Ascomycota, Leotiomycetes, Helotiales, Sclerotiniaceae. Bases 170 to 571 code for a protein of 133 amino acids. The transcript has a single exon.